UCAUUUCAUCAGACGCCGCCUCUUUAGAAGGCUACGUUUUGGCAUUCCAAUACUCUUACACAAUUCCCAGACUUUUUUUUUAACAAUAACUUUAUAACACACAAACACAUCUUAAGAAUGGUGAACAUCCACGGCUGUACCCGGAUGAUGGUGAACCGCUGCAUCGAGCUGCUCCGCGCAAGAAUCGAGUGCGCCUCGACGCGCCACAUCGCCAGGCGGUACCAGCUUCCCCGGGAUCAGGGUAAGGCUCUAGCCCAAUACCUACCCGAGGAGCAGGUGGUCAGGGAGCGGCAGAAGGCGGACAUCUACAAGAAGAACAAGCGGCGCUCCAUGUGGGAGCAGGACGAGGGCCACGGCGGUCGAGUCUCCGGAAGGGACAACCAGGAGCGCUUCGAUGACGAGCAGUACCGACCGCGGGAACUGGAGAAGCGCAACUACGACUGCACCUGGAUCAAUUUUCCGGAGAGUGUGGCGGCCAAGCAAAGCCGCAGAAAAAGCUACUUGGAUGUAAUCGAGGAUGAGACGCCUCGACGUCGCAGAAGUCAGGAAGACCGACCGAAUACCGCAAAACCGUGGGAUGAUGAGGCCCGCGCUUUUAUCAACCAAUGGGAAACCAAUACAGCCAUGAUCAAUCGAAACCGAUUUGCCCGGACCACUGAUUCAUGUCCGCCACCUAUUGUAUCUUCCCGGAUGUCCAACGCGUAUCGCACCCGAAAACGCCAGUUCUUAUACUAGUACUAGUCCAGUUUUACUUGACAGUAUCCGCAUAAGAAAUUCAAGUGAUUGUACUUUCUAGUAGCCUGAUCAAAUUGUUAGUGCACAAGGCAACCGAUUUUAAAGUGUCAAAAUCCGAAAACGUA
Drosophila suzukii is the source of this 860-nucleotide messenger RNA. RefSeq lists its product as uncharacterized. NCBI's taxonomy places the organism in Eukaryota, Metazoa, Arthropoda, Insecta, Diptera, Drosophilidae. The record is from RefSeq and is a predicted model, not a curated record.